GAGCGCGCUUGCCAAAUUGAUGACCACCAAGCGAACUGACCGUGCCGCAGGGGCUUGUUGAGGAAAAGCUGGCAGUAUUGCGCCAAAGUACUAAAAGACGGCUUCAAAUGCUGACGCCAAACCAAAAUCCGCCCUUCACAUAAGACGAACGCCCUGGCAAUGGAUUUCCAAGAAGCGCAAGGCCGACUACUGGCGUCCUUUGACGAAGUCUCCCAUGUCUUCCAUAAAGUGCCCGGCAGUGCAAUCCUAAGCCGAUACAUCCAGACCAGCUACCAGAACGACCCUGUACGAUCCAUUCUCGAGGUCUUUUUGGUGAUAUUUUUCAUCCGGUAUCUACUUUCGCCCUCGUAUCCCACCCACGGCCCCAACUACGUUAAACUCAGAGAAGAGGAGAUCGAUGAGCUGGUCCAGGACUGGGAACCCGAGCCAUUGGUGCCCCGCCAGACCCCCUUCGAAGAGGCAGAGGCGGAUAAGCUGCCAGUGAUUGUUGGACCGACGGGCCCGAAAUCGAAACUCUCCAAUGGCAAAACGGUCACGAAUCUCGCCUCGUACAACUUCUACAAUUUCAACGCGAAUGAACAGAUCAAGGAGAAGGCCAUUCAGACGUUGCGCACCUACGGUGUUGGACCUUGUGGUCCUCCGCAAUUCUACGGUACCCAAGAUGUCCACAUGAAGACCGAGGCAGACAUCGCUGCAUACCUGGGCACCCAAGGAUGCAUCGUCUACGCGCAGGCCUUCUCCACGAUUUCCAGUGUCAUCCCGGCUUUCUGCAAGCGUGGAGACAUCAUCAUUGCUGAUAAGAUGGUCAACUACUCCAUUCGCAAGGGACUGGAAAUCUCCCGAAGCAACAUCAAAUGGUUCAAUCACAAUGAUAUGGAAGAUCUCGAGCGUGUCAUGCAGAAGGUCGUCAAAGAGCAGGCAAAGAAGAAGCUGACGCGAAGGUUCAUUGUCACGGAAGGACUCUUCGAGAUGGUUGGUGACAGCGUCGAUCUCCCCAAGCUUGUCGAACUAAAGGAGAAAUACAAGUUCCGCAUCGUUUUGGAUGAGACGUGGUCGUUUGGCGUGCUUGGCCGUACAGGACGAGGACUCACCGAGGCCCAGAAUGUUGAUUCGUCACAAAUAGACAUGAUCGUCGGCUCUCUUGCAGGACCACUCUGCGCAGGAGGAGGCUUUUGCUGCGGUACACGAGAUGUUGUAGAGCACCAGCGCAUUUCCGCAGCUUCCUACACGUUCUCAGCAGCCUUACCAGCUAUGCUGGCAGUUACCGCAAGCGAAACCUUGAAUGUCCUUCAGUCGAACCCCGAGAUCUUGACGCAAUGCCGCGAGAACAUCAAGACAAUGCGGGCACAACUGGAUCCCCGCAGUGACUGGGUCGUCUGCACCAGCUCACCUGAGAACCCAGUCAUGCUUUUGGUUCUCAAGCCCGAUGUUGUACGAGUGAGGGAGCUGACCUAUGAAGACCAGGAACGUAUCCUACAAGAAUGUGUCGAAGAGACACUUAACAACGGUGUCCUUGUCACUCGAUUAAAGAGUCUCCCGACAAUCCAGAGCAUUGGUGCUCCUCGUGAUGAAACGUCGAAUAUCCAGCCAGCGUUGAAGGUCUGUAUUACCUCAGGUCUGUCCAAAAAGGAGAUUGAAAAGGCUGGAGUUGUCAUUCGACAUGCCAUCACCAAGGUCAUGACAAGAAAGCCAAACAGGCAAGCAUCGGUUGCUUAGACAAUGCCCGAGUGUACCCCUGUUAAGAGCCACCGACCAAUAGCUGUCUAUGCGGUCUCAAGCUCUAAGAUGACAUGAGUAGAUAUGGGUUAUUCAUGAGGAUUUAGGAACGGGACACAAGACGGGUCCAUACCAUGAUAAUAAUUAAUCAAUAGAUAGCAUUGAAUGCAAGACGAUUCGGACUACUGGUUGUGAUCAAGAGGGUGGACUAAAUAUGGGGAUUUACUCCCUUGAAAUGUUUCGGCAGCCACGCUGGAUCGCACCUUCCGAACGAGGACUAUGGAUUUCCGAGGCCAGCAACGGAGGGAGACCAUGGAGCUGAGCCACGAACAUAUUUGCCCCGUCGACCACAUCCUCCAUUACUCGUAACCGACUAAUUGUGAAGAUAACUGAAG
Pseudomassariella vexata is the source of this 2111-nucleotide messenger RNA. Its product is annotated as aminotransferase class I and II. The coding region runs from base 160 to 1716 and encodes 518 amino acids. Gene Ontology annotation, biological process: sphingosine biosynthetic process; ceramide biosynthetic process. Gene Ontology annotation, cellular component: endoplasmic reticulum. The transcript is spliced from 4 exons. NCBI's taxonomy places the organism in Eukaryota, Fungi, Ascomycota, Sordariomycetes, Amphisphaeriales, Pseudomassariaceae. The record is from RefSeq and is a predicted model, not a curated record. Gene Ontology annotation, molecular function: serine C-palmitoyltransferase activity; pyridoxal phosphate binding.